AUGUACUACCUCAACCAAGCCGUGGAUUCUCUCCUGAACGCCCGCGUACCACCGCCCAAGCUCGCCCCGCCAACCCGCAACCGCGUAGACGCAGACCCGAUCCUAGUUGUCUACCACGAGACCGGCAAAGGCCCCAAGCCCACUCCACGCAACACCAGCUUCCUCCCUCUGCGCACCCGCCUCGUCGCAAACCCCUUCUCCGCCAUCGCCAAAGCCCAAAGCGAAGCGUACUACGAAGAGAUCGACAGCAUCCCCGCUGCAUCACUCGACCUGAAGAGUGAGUUCUCUGCGGGCCACUGGGAUUUGAGUAACAAGGUGCUGCAAGACCUCGCAGAGUGGAUCGAAGUCAAAAGCCCGAAUGAGAUCUUCACGCGCAAGGCUAAGCAGGUGCUUGCUUUUAGGAACGCGAGGGAUGAGAGUUUAGAGGAGGUCAAGAAGGAGUUGCAGAGGAGGGAGAGGAGAGGCGAGGUCGGUGUUGAAGAGGGAUACCUGGGAGAUUACGAUAUGGUCGACACUGACGAAGACGAGGAUUCGGGACAAAGUGGCGGUAUCAAGAAUGAAGUUCGAAAGGAAGGGAAGGUGCAUGAUAAGAUGUCUCGACACACGGAAGCUGCGCUAGACGAGGCUGCUGAGGCUGGGAGGAAAGCGGCUGAGGAGGCAAAGAUGAUGGAAGGGUGGCAGGUGGAACACUGA
Messenger RNA from Parastagonospora nodorum SN15, 693 nucleotides. RefSeq lists its product as hypothetical. Lineage: Eukaryota; Fungi; Ascomycota; Dothideomycetes; Pleosporales; Phaeosphaeriaceae. The record is from RefSeq and is a predicted model, not a curated record. The transcript is spliced from 2 exons. The coding region runs from base 1 to 693 and encodes 230 amino acids.